Molecule: messenger RNA, 390 nt
Organism: Heterostelium album PN500
Lineage: Eukaryota; Evosea; Eumycetozoa; Acytosteliales; Acytosteliaceae
Exons: 3
Coding region: 1-390 (129 amino acids)
Source: RefSeq, a predicted model, not a curated record
AUGGAAGAUCCAAUAAAAGUUACAUCAACUCCUCCUCCCAAAAGUUUACAUCAUAACAAUAAAGAAGGGUGCACCAAGCUCGAGAUUCUAUUUAAUGAUAAAUUAUCAGAUCAACAAAGAACUCAUUUAUUAACAAAAUUGUUGCCCUAUGAAAAAUGUAAAUCUAGAGAUGUAAUCAAGGCUAAUGGCGAUUUGGUACAUAUACCUCAUGCUCAAAUUCCAGUCAUAGAUGGAAAACUAUUCCAUCCAAAAACAACUCUCUUUUGGAAAGAUGAAUCCAUAUUUCAAAAGUUAUGUGAACAUUUAGAAUGUAAUAAAGAGUUUCUAAAUUUCCAAGAAGGACAAGAAAUGUUUAAAUAUAAAUAUGGAGACCAACCUUUUAAUAAUUAA